Molecule: messenger RNA, 1746 nt
Organism: Mucor velutinosus
Lineage: Eukaryota; Fungi; Mucoromycota; Mucoromycetes; Mucorales; Mucoraceae
Exons: 2
Coding region: 1-1746 (581 amino acids)
Source: RefSeq, a predicted model, not a curated record
AUGACUCUACUCGGUCUUUUUGCGUUGGGUCUGCUGACCUCGAUAACAGUGGCAGAAAAUGAAAUGGGCCACAUUAUACAGUACAACGUCGUCAACUUGCUAAACCGAAGCGAAACAAUGGGCGUUACAGUCGACAAUACCACGUUUCCAUUGAAAUUGCGCAACAAUAAUGCAAGAAUUCUGUAUUCUGGCAUGGCACCAGCAGCUAAAUCCGGUUACAAUUACGUUAAAAUCUACCCAAACAACACUGUCGUUGAAGAGUCGUUCAAAAGAGCUCCUGUCAUGCAAAACACAGUAAACGAAUUCUUCAACCGCACAUGGAACAACUAUUCUGUCGCUCAGUUGCCUCAGCUUUUCCCACCUCUUCCUGCCAUCAAGCGAGUAUCGUCUCAACUACACAAGGAUGGCCAAAUACCAUCCAUUCACAUCUCUGGAAACCAAAAGUUGUUUGAUGAAAUGCACGGCAAUAGCACAGCCGACUUGUCUGUCGAGUCCAGCAUUUCAUACGUCAGCCUCAACAACACCUUGUUUUACGAGGACGUAAAAGUAUCUCUUGCUGGCCGUAGCUCCCGCUGGUUACCGAAGCUCUCCUACAAUCUUAAACUGCACAAGCACGAUCGCUUAUACGGGUAUAAAAGAGUCAAACUUCGCGCUUUAGAUACGGAUCCAUCUUAUAUUCGUGAGCAGCUAGCUUACGAUAUUGUAAAAUCUGUUGGUCUUGCGUCUGCCGAGUUUUCGUAUGUGCGUGUCUUUAUGAAUGACCAGCCAUUAGGUCUCUUUGGUAUUAUUGAAAAAUUUCAAGAUCCCUGGUUAGCAAAUACAUUUGCCAAUGGAAGCACUAGUUUUAAAAAUGGGUAUCUCUACCAAGGUGUAUUUAUGACGCCUCAAUCCGCUGCUCAAGGACAUAUAUCUGAUCUUAGCUACAUCAAUAAUCUUACUGCAUAUGGAGACGGACAGUACAAAAUCAAAGAGGAAGCCUCAAAGGGCGAUAAAGUCGAUUGGGAGCCAUUGCAAGAGUUUACUAAAUUCAUCACUACUGCACCUACAAAUCAAAGCGAUGCUGUAGCUACUUGGAAGAAGCACUUGGAUACAGAUUCAUUCUUGAGAUCAAUGGCUCUCGAGGUGCUACUUGGCUAUAGUGAUGGGUAUUUUGCCAUGGCAGAUAACUAUUAUGUUUAUCAAAACCUGGAGGCAGGCAAUUACUUUUACAUUCCAUCCGAUAUGGAUCUCACUUUUGGUUCCACCAUGUUCAGGUUGACUGACAUGUGGAGUGGUAACUACAGCACUUUUCCCGGUUUAAAGACCAGACCUUUGAUGAAAAAAAUGCUCCAGGUCCCUGAAUUCAACAAGCAAUACAAUGAACUACUUGCUAACUUUACAAGCAUGUUGAUCAACCCAAACAAGACCAACGACCGUAUCAACAAUCUGGUAGACAUGCUCAAAGAAGACGUUGCUUGGGACAAGGCGAUCCCUCGUGUUGGCGACAAUUUGUUUGGACAAAUUGAUCCAACAGCGGCUGGCGGUAGUGAUAGCAACCAAACAUCGAAUAUCCUUGGCGCAAUCAUUGGAGGUGCCAUCCCCAUGGAUAUAGAUCCUGCUACUGCUGCUAACCUUGCGCAACGAAUCAAUGCGUCCAUCCCCUUCAUCACAGCUGUAGAUGGGCCUACCGGAUACAUUUCUCUUGCUGGUGUUAAGGAAUGGAUCAGUAGUAUUUCACAAAAUAUCACGAAUUUUUACAAUUCUUGA